Molecule: messenger RNA, 855 nt
Organism: Saccostrea echinata
Lineage: Eukaryota; Metazoa; Mollusca; Bivalvia; Ostreida; Ostreidae
Product: probable cardiolipin synthase (CMP-forming)
Exons: 6
Coding region: 73-855 (260 amino acids)
Biological process (GO): cardiolipin biosynthetic process
Cellular component (GO): membrane; mitochondrion
Molecular function (GO): cardiolipin synthase activity
Source: RefSeq, a predicted model, not a curated record
GAUUUAGUGAAAAGUUUCAUCGAUUACAUACUCAUUUGAUCUUGAAAAAGUUGUUUUGACUUGUUAAGAAGAAUGCUGUGUCGACAUUUGAAUACACUUACUUUAAGACCAUAUGGUUUUGUGAGAUCUUCCAUUUUAGUACGCCAGUUUUGUUGCACCAAUGUCAACAAGAACUGUGAUUCGUUUACAUGUUUUAAGCUUCAAAAAUGUAAAUAUCAUAUACCUAGCAACGUUGAUUUAGAAGGGUUUCGACGCCAUUUUUCUUCGUCAUGUUGGUAUUGUUGCAGAAAGAGUGACAAAGAUGAUGGUAGGCGUAAAGAGAGUAUACAGCCAUUACAGGGUGAGAGCAUUAAGACGAUUCCAAACAUAAUUACAACAUGUAGAAUUAUUUCUGCGCCAUUUCUAGGGUAUAUGGUUACACAUGGUCAAUUUGAAAUGGCACUUGGUUUGUUCAUCAUAGCAGGCAUUACUGAUCUGCUGGACGGGUACAUUGCCAGGAAUUUCAAGGGUCAAAUGUCCAGUUUUGGUACAUUUCUGGACCCAUUAGCUGACAAGGUGAUGAUGACUGUGAUGUUUACUACUCUAUCUAUGGCCCAUAUUGUACCAGUGCCCUUGACUGUGAUCGUGGUAGGAAGGGAUGUAUUCCUUAUAGCAGCUGCUUUUUAUAUCAGAUACAUCUCUAUCAAACCUCCAGUAAAUAUGAAAAAUUUCUUUGAUGUUUCAAAUGCAAGUGUCUCACUGCACCCUUCAACAUUAAGUAAGUACAACACAACUCUCCAAUUAAUACUGGUUGCCUCAGCUCUGACUGCUCAGGUGAUGGGAUGGCCAAAUCAUCAAGCACUACAAGCUCUCUAG